CGGGCUCGGUGAGCCCUUUGCUCCCUCUGGCCGGCAGGCUGGGCGCGCAGGGGCGCGGGUCCCCGCCCGGCGCGCAGCGGCACCAUGGGCACGGUGUUGUCCCUGUCCCCCAGCUACCGGAAGGCCACGCUAUUUGAGGAUGGCGGGGCCACGGUGGGCCACUACACGGCCGUGCAGAACAGCAAGAACGCCAAGGACAAGAACCUGAAGCGGCAUUCCAUCAUUUCCGUGCUGCCGUGGAAGAGGAUCGUGGCCGUGUCGGCCAAGAAGAAGAACUCCAAGAAGGUGCAGCCCAACAGCAGCUACCAGAACAACAUCACGCAUCUCAACAAUGAGAACCUGAAGAAGUCGCUGUCGUGCGCCAACCUGUCCACGUUCGCCCAGCCCCCACCGGCCCAGCCGCCCGCACCCCCUGCCAGCCAGCUCUCGGGCUCCCAGACCGGGGUCUCCUCCUCCGUCAAGAAGGCCCCGCACCCUGCCGUCACCUCCGCAGGGACGCCCAAACGGGUCAUUGUCCAGGCGUCCACGAGCGAGCUGCUGCGCUGCCUGGGCGAGUUUCUCUGUCGCCGGUGCUACCGCCUGAAGCACCUGUCCCCCACGGACCCUGUGCUCUGGCUGCGCAGCGUGGACCGCUCGCUGCUCCUGCAGGGCUGGCAGGACCAGGGCUUCAUCACGCCGGCCAACGUGGUCUUCCUCUACAUGCUGUGCAGGGAUGUCAUCUCCUCCGAGGUGGGCUCCGACCACGAGCUCCAGGCUGUCCUGCUGACCUGCCUGUACCUUUCCUACUCCUACAUGGGCAACGAGAUCUCCUACCCGCUCAAGCCCUUCCUGGUGGAGAGCUGCAAGGAGGCCUUUUGGGACCGCUGCCUCUCGGUCAUCAACCUCAUGAGCUCCAAGAUGCUGCAGAUCAACGCCGACCCCCACUACUUCACACAGGUGUUCUCCGACCUGAAGAACGAGAGUGGCCCGGAGGACAAGAAGCGCCUCCUCCUCGGGCUGGACCGGUGAGCCCGCUAGCCGGCACCAUGGCUCAAGGAUUCAUUUUUAAAAAUUUAUUCUUAAAUCAGAAUUUGUGUACAGUAUGUGUUUAGCAAAGCCACCGAGGGCCUCGCCCUUCCCACCUUCUCUCCUUGGGGUUUUCUUCAGCCCUGCCAAGAACUCCGGGCGCUUCUGAACUCCCGAACGUCGUGCAACACCCAGAAGAUACAUUCAGAGCCACCUCGGCCCCUCACGUCUCACUUCGGGGAAUUCAAAGGACUGACCUGCCCCUGCUGCCGCCUGUGCCCUUGCUGGACCAAGGCAGUCUCUUCUGAAGACGAAGCCUGGCCCGGAAAGGCCCAGAGAGACAGCUGGAUCUUGGAGACAAUUACAAGCCAGAGCAGAACUCCUGAUUGCCUGCUGAUUCCACAACUGAUCAUUUGCAGCUGCUGGUUUGGGUGUCGGCCUUACCCCAGUGGCUGUAACAACACAUGAUGUGUACUUAAUCAAUUUUCUUUCUAAUUCUCCCAGAUUGGUGGCUUGGGACUUGGGAGAGGACCAAGAGAAGGGAGCAAGCUUUCCUCUGUGGCCCAUCCCUCGGGCCUUGGGGAACAAAGACUGGUGAAGACGCUAUGGAGAAUUCUCUCUUCCAGUCCCAAUCCCCCAGGGGGUGCUGGAACGGGGGGCCGGGGGAGGCAGAGGGCGGCAGAAGGCCGGUUUACGUAGGAUUAGCUUCCAGGUGGCUGCCGAUUUCAGCACAAGCACUACUGAAAUUCACAUAAAAAAGAGAAAGCUGUGAAAUUGAGGUCCCGCUUUAAGAGGCCCGGGCCGAGCGCGCGGGCCCGCGGAGCUCCCGAGGAGGAGGGCCUGCCGGGGCCGGCGGGAGCGCAUUGGCCCCAGCUGCGCCCGGGGCCCACGCCGAGCCCUUCCCGGGGCCGCCGGCCAGAUAACCUGCCGCGGGGCUGCUGGCAGGACCUCGCCGCAGCGCCUCUUCUCCGCUGGAGCUGUCGCCUGGCGUGUCUGUGCAGAUCCUGCUGCCAUGUGUGACCCGAGGUAGGAGGCCCGUGGGGGCAGCGGGCCCUGGCGACACGCAAGGGGGAGGUUCGGGUGCGAGUCUCCGGAGCAGGGGCGCGGGUCCGUGGUCGCCUCUUCCCCGGGCUGCGCUGCGCCUGGACCUGUGCGAAGGCGCCGCCGCCGGAUUCCAGUUUCGUGUGUUUCCCUCUCUCGCUCCGUAUUUAUUUUUUUAAUUUUUGGAGGCGGUGCACAUUUCAGGAGUGGUUGGGGACUAAGGAAAGAACUCUCUAGUUCCAUCAAGGUGAAGCCUGGCGGGGUCUCCUCCCUCCCUUGCACUGGUCAUCAGUAUUGUGUAAAGGAACUGAUAUACUUGAGUGUGCAAGCAAUGAACCCAUUUGACAUGCUGCUAUGAAGACUACUUUUAGAACAACAGUAAAAAAAAAAAAAAAAGAAAAAAAAAAGGAAAACUUAACCUACACACAAAAAAAAAAACCCACAAAAAAAACCCCCAACCAACCAACCCUUUAUUCUUUAAAUUGUUGCUUUUACAGUGAUAUUGUGCAUGCAAACCAGGAGCAUUUUGUGUCUUAAGAAAAAUAAUCUUAGAACAGACGGCUGUGAACAUUACAUCCGUGCACAGAACAAGUCACAGGAAUAAUAGUUCAGGAUUUGGUUUUUCUCUUUUUCUUGUAAAUCUGAGGGGUUGAUAUAUUCUUUCCAUGCAGUUAUUAGAACUUAGUUUUGUUCCAACAGUUGUUAAAACUUGCAAUGAGAAGAAAAUGUGCCAUUUUUUUUCACUCGGAAUUAUUCAUAGCUGUAUAUUUGAAACUGCUAAUUACACACGUGCGAUGUAUGUUGGUUUUUUAGUGCAAUUUCUUCUGUAGCUAUUCUUUGACCAAACUGUGGGUAUUGUUGAUAUUAAUUUAUAUUUGUCUCAUUUUGUAUGUAUGCCUAGCGUGUUUGUAAGUAUGUGUGGUUUAUAAUCUGACCAGGUCAUGAAGCUCAGUUUGGCUGUAAUUUAAUUCCCCUCCCCUUAUUUUUAUUUAUUUUUGUACCGUGCUGAUUAAAUAAAAUGCACUGACCAUCCA
This is a messenger RNA of Sus scrofa (pig), 3080 nucleotides long. NCBI's taxonomy places the organism in Eukaryota, Metazoa, Chordata, Mammalia, Artiodactyla, Suidae. The record is from RefSeq and is a predicted model, not a curated record.